UACUGUAAUCUUUUAAAUAUAGUAGCGCGAAAGUCUAAAUUAUUUAUUUUAGAAUUUCAGAAAAUGUGUGUUAAUGUCAUGUUCUUACUACGCUUGUUUCGUGUCCAGAGAACAUAGAUGAAAUUAUUUUAAUAUAAUUUUGUACAAAGGGCUUGUUAUUUGUAAAGAAGAGGGCUGUGUGUAAACAGACAUCGAUUUUGAAAAUGGCAUCAUUUUACAGUCAGAUUGACGAACUUCAGAGUCAUUUCAAGACUCAUAAUAAGACACGUGAAUAUCAAGCUCAUUCUUCAAAAGUUCAUUCUGUUGGGUGGAGCUGUGAUGGUCGUAGACUGGCGUCGGGAUCAUUUGAUAAAUCUGUCACCAUCUUUACCUUGGAUCGGGAUAGAUUGAAUAAGGAAUUUACCUUCCGUGGACAUGGUGGCAGUGUUGAUCAGCUUUGUUGGCAUGCUUCAAAUUCAGAUUUACUGAGCACAGCAAGUGGUGACAAGAGUGUUAGAAUUUGGGAUGCAAGGUCACAGAAGUGUGCAGCACAUAUUAUUACAAAAGGAGAAAAUAUUAAUAUAACAUGGUCUCCUGAUGGCAACACAAUAGCUGUUGGAAAUAAAGAAGAUCUUGUCACCUUCAUUGAUACUCGGACACACAAAAUCAAGGCUGAAGAACAGUUCAACUUUGAAGUGAAUGAAAUUUCAUGGAACAAACAGAGUAACUUAUUCUUCCUCACUAAUGGGCAAGGUUGCAUCCAUAUUUUAAGCUACCCUGAUCUGGAACUGCAGCAUAUUCUUAAAGCACACCCUGGAACCUGUAUAUGCAUUGAAUUUGAUCCUACUGGCCGCUACUUUGCCACAGGCUCAGCUGAUGCUUUGGUGUCCUUGUGGGAUGUUGACGAGCUGGCUUGUUUACGUACUUUCUCCAGAUUGGAUUGGCCUGUUCGCACUAUUAGCUUCAGCCAUGAUGGACGUCUCUUAGCAUCAGCAUCAGAAGAUUUAGUGAUUGAUGUUGGAGAGGUGGAAACUGGAGAAAAAGUUGUGGACAUUCCAGUAGAAGCUGCCACAUUCACUGUCGCAUGGCAUCCCAGUCAGUACCUUCUGGCAUAUGCCUGUGAUGAUAAAGACUCUUACGAUCGCAAACGAGAUGCAGGGAGUCUCAAGGUGUAUGGUUUUCCUUCAGAGUAAAUGCACAAUUCAAACAAGUGGAUAACCACAAUCUUAAGAGACAUGUUUGUACAUUUUUUUACAAUUUAUAUUUUCAAAUAGUGCAAUGCAUUGUUUGUUAUAUACAUUUAAUACCAUCAAAGUGGCCAGCCUUGUUAGACCAUUAUACCUUAUAUGACAAUGUCCAUAGGAGCUUUCCAUGCCAGUUGCUGCACAUAAUACAAGCUGAAUAAAAAAGAUAAAUUCCAUCAGUAACUACACAAACUCCUUAUUUUACAAGUAUUCAAUCAAAAAAAUUUGCAUAAGUACAUUUAAGAAAUUAAUAUUUCUUUCUCAAUAUGAAUAAUGAAUUUAAUUUCCUUCCUCUGUAUACUGUAUUGAGAGAAGUAAGCAAAAGGUGUGUGGAUACUGAAAGAAAGAAUAAGAGUGAAAAAACACUGAAUUGAGAACUAGUUGGGGGGAAAAAAUAUACACACAAAUAUGUAUCAAAGAGGGUAAAGAAGGUAUGGGAUGGUAGAAAAUGGGUAUUUAGAGACUUAAGGGUGUCAGGCCAAAUAUAUCCUAUGUGUAAUAAAGAAAGGCUGGAGUCACAUAGACAUGUGAGGAAACUACAAGUUGGAGAGAUGAGUUUGUAGACAGAAGAUUUACAGGCAAUGAGCCAUAAAUUGGAAUUAGAAGGAUAGAUACAAAUACAGAUAAUAAAAACUGCAGAAAACUGGGUUAUAUUUAAGCAAACAGAAAGAGAAAUUGUACAGGUCAGUGAGGAAAUAUGAGGAAAAAAUCAUAAACUAUGGGAUGGGAAAGAUUAGAGACAUUGGUAUAGUUUUAAAUUAAAAUGAAGAAUGUUAAAAUAAAUGUAAACAUACACAGAAGCAGACAAAAGACCAGGAAGUCAUGUCCAACAACAAACUGUAACCAACAGAUUCAAUAAAUGCCAUAAUUUAAAA
This is a messenger RNA of Zootermopsis nevadensis, 2098 nucleotides long. RefSeq names its product THO complex 3 homolog tex (gene tex). Gene Ontology annotation, cellular component: THO complex part of transcription export complex. The record is from RefSeq and is a predicted model, not a curated record. Gene Ontology annotation, biological process: mRNA export from nucleus. Gene Ontology annotation, molecular function: protein binding. NCBI's taxonomy places the organism in Eukaryota, Metazoa, Arthropoda, Insecta, Blattodea, Termopsidae.